Molecule: messenger RNA, 666 nt
Organism: Aspergillus aculeatus ATCC 16872
Lineage: Eukaryota; Fungi; Ascomycota; Eurotiomycetes; Eurotiales; Aspergillaceae
Exons: 2
Coding region: 1-666 (221 amino acids)
Source: RefSeq, a predicted model, not a curated record
AUGUUUCCUAGUUGGUAUUUGUCCGCCUACAGCUACCUUCAAUUGACACCUGGGGGAGCGCCUCAUUUGUUCUCAUCUUUGCAUGAGCUAGAAGGACUAGGCCGACGACUUUGUCGGAAGUCUAUAAGCAGCGAGCAAGAACUCAAGACCUAUGAGCGAUUUGCCGUGGAAGAGUAUGUCCACGACAUAAUUACCGAGUUGUGCAAGUUACCCGCUGCUCGCGACGAGUUCGGCCUCGGCGACGGAAUCCAGUUUAGCAGUCAUACGAAUUUCUUAAACGAGAACGAGGCUCUUGAAGCGGAUGCAAGCCAAGUGUCGAGUGUCCACCACCCAAGACCUAAUCAAUUCUGUAUUCAUCAUAUCGACGGCAAAACUGCCACUCUCCUCACCUCUGUCGAGUAUAAACCGCCUCACAAACUUUCUGUCGCCACCCUUCGUAUGGGGCUCCGACCAAUGGAGUUAUGGAAGGAUAUGGUCAGAUCAAACAAAAUACCGACAAACCAGGAAGCGAGGCUGAGGUACAAUGCAGAGCGACUUGUCUGCUCUGCCCUUGUCCAGGAGUAUCAUGUUAUGAUUCAAGAAGGGCUCGAGUACUCCUACGUGACCAACGGGCUUGCCAGGGUUCUUCUCCGUGUUCCACGUGAUGAUCCCAGCACGCCCUACUAG